AGCGUUGUCGUCUGCUAAGUCUGGCAGCUGGUAUUAGGGAUGACUCAUACUACUCUUGUUUAACAACAUCAACCUUUAUUUCCCUUUACCAUGGCUGGGCUUGGUGCUAAGGAUAUAUUACGCAAUGUCACUGCCUUAGAACAAUUAAUUGAAGAAAUUAACUUCCAGCGAGCUAAAGAAAUGCGCCAGUGUCUCAUGUCCAAAGAUUCGGACACUGGAUUUGUUAUGGUACAAGGGACCACCUAUUGGACAGAUCUCUUUGUUCGUCAUUUUCUCUUUCAAACUGAUCGCUCGACAGAUGCAGAUGAUCUGCUAUUUUUUAUAAGAAAAAAACAGGUGAAAGGUUCCCGUUACAUUCCUAAAUACCAGACUGAAGUGGAAGUUUACAGGCGUGACAGUCGUAAACUUCCUAUUGGUGACCCUGAUAUUGACUGGGAAGAAACUGUAUAUCUGAAUCUCAUUAUUCAUCAGUUUGAUUACACUCUUACUCUUGCUAUCUGCACACGUACAAGUCCAAAGGACCUACAGGUCUUGCGACGUCAUUCUCAGAAAGUGUAUGCAAGUCCCAGUAGGCGUCGAAUGGAUACAAAAGGAGAGGUAGAGGAGAUUACAUACCCAAACGUUUGCUUCCAUGUGGAUAAUUUUGAUGAGGUUUUUGCGGAUAUGUUGGUACGAGACGGAGAAAUGGUGUGUGUAGAACUUGUGGCAUCAGAUCACGCAGGACACCGUCAGGCUGUUAUAUUUUUAGGGUCAAUUAGAUACGAUGCUCUUAAAAGAGUAUAUGAUGCAAGGGCAAGCUUAAGCAGUAAAGUUGCUCAAAGAAUGAUGAUGGGUCUUUUUGCUGGCACUAACAAUCAACGUAUUGAAUUUGUUCGUAUGAAAGGACCUCAAGGAAAAGGGCAUGCAGAAAUGGCUGUCACAAAACCCAAAGGCUCAGGUGUAGAGACUCCAACAUCAGAACCUGGUGUUAGUUUAACAGAUAUGUGGGAUUCUGAUUGGGAGGAUGAACCUGAGGACAGAUUUAUCUAUCGUCAUCAGCGUCGUCUUAGCGAUCCUAGUGCCAACUUCAACACUUUUAUCAACUCAGGCUGGAAGUCGCGCUCAGAGGGAGCUAGGUCACGCUCAGAAAAUGAAGGACUUGACAAUUUUGCUGAUGGACUAUAUGAAAUUGAGUCAGGAGAUGUUCGAGAUGCAUUGUUAGAACAACGGUCCACGGUGAAAACCAGAUACGUAUCUAAUAGAAAAACGGUGUGUAGUGGUAGAUGUUGUUCAGUAGCAUGCAACACAAUUCGAGAGGAGGAAGAAAUGCCACAGGAAGUGCAGUGUGCCAAAUGCCAUCACUUUCAUGGUGACCAGCCAGUUGGGUCAGAGUCCCUUGUAGAAGUUAGUGAAGAGGCUGGUCAAAAUUUGGAAACAGGUCAAAUCCCUGACGGACAUUCACUUCCUCUUGAACCGUCCUUAGAUCGUCCUCAGACCCCUCCAUCGCCUCAUGAAGGCUCUCCCCUCCUACCGUCCUCCCCUAAUCUCAAUUCUUCCAAAGAAUUAAGACAGCCAUGUAGCAAUAAUAAAGCAAAUCCUGAUAAUGAAUACAAAGCCUCAACACCUCAAAAUUUAGAUGCUGAUGUGCUAAAUAAAGCCAGUGUUGAAAGUUGUGCACAUGCAGUAACUACAAAGUCUAUAAGUGUACCUGAUUUCUGCAACCAUGAGCGGCAGGCUACUGAUGAAACUUUUGUUGUUUAUGAGUCUAAGUCCAAAAGUGAUCCUUGUUGUGAAACAAUAGGAGAAACUUCUUUUAUAAGAAAAAGUAUUCAAGAAAUGAUUUCAAGGGCAAACGAGUCUUCUCGAAAACAGUCACCUACAAAACCAUGGUUAAAGGGCUUCUCUGCCAAAGGACAUGCAAAGAAGCCAGGUGGUGCUUACAGAAUUGUGCCUACAUCCCCAUCCAAAGCCAGUAGUAGUAUGUUAGGAAGUGACACUGAUUUAGUGUGUAGUCUUAGUGAAAGUAAAGGGGUUGAAGAAGACCCCAUGCCAGGUGAAUCCCUCCCCUCCACAUCCAGAUUGACAGAAAAUAAUGAUGAGGAUGAUAACUGUAAAAAAUGUAAACACCCUUUAGAAAAAAGUUUUUCUGCUGAUUCAACUCAAUUACCAACUAAGACUUCUCCAGUUGGUGUAGAAACAGCCUCAGAUUCCUUAAAAGCUCUUAACCUGAGUCCAAGCAAGAAAAGAAGAAAAGUCACAGUGCCAUGCAGGUUUACGUCUGAUGGAACAAGAAUUAGCUUUCUCUGCGAUGUCAAAUUAGAUGAUGGUGCAUACAAUCCAUUGUGGACCACUAAAGGAUUUACUCAGACUUUUCACUUCUGGAAGGAAUCUCGAAGAGCUCAGUCUGUUCCGCUCAAUGCUUAUCUUACCUAUGUUACACUACCUUGGUUCACGAUAAUUACUGAUAUUCUUGAUCAUCGAACUGGUCCUAUUCUCACCUUUUAGCAGUAUUGUGAUGUGUUUAGGUAUUUGCACUAGUGAAUUUUGAAAAGAUACUUUACAUCAGAUGUCAAAUUGCAUAACUUAAUUUUUGAUUAUAUAUGAUAAGUCUUGUGAUAUUGGAUGUUUAGAUAUUUUUACUGCUGUUUGACAUUUGUGGUAAACUCCCCCAAAAGCAGAAAUUAAAAAUGUUGAAAAUCCGAGGUUACGAAAAUUGUGAAAUAUAUAUACGUAUAUCUUUUGUUUGAUAAUUAAACCUUGUUGAUGAUAACAUUUGUGUAUUUGAAGGUAGUUUAGUUGUGAUGGUGCUCAUGUGUCAGUAACUAUAUGACAAAGAUAUUUUCAUUGCAUAUUGUCAAUUCUUGUAAGUCCUUUGAAAGUUUCCAUCAAUUUUUCAAAAAGAUUUUUGCUAAUAUGUAUGCUGCAAAGAAGACAAUGCUUGCUGGUUGCUUGCUCUGUAAGAAAAUGGCACUGGAAAUUUUCCUUCUGUCUGCAUUGAUUCCCUCAACUACUGAGUGCAAAUGUUGGAAAUGUGCUUUGAGGAGAAUAAGUACUUGUAGUGCAUUUUGUUAUUCCUUACCAACUGUGUUUUUUAAUGAAGAAUCUUUGUGACUAUGUUUUUUAGUACGUACAGUGGUUUUUGUUUUGAAAAUUAGAGUAAAAUAUUUUGCAGUAUAACAAACAUAAUUCAUUGAGGUUUAUACUCUGCAGUAUAACAAACAUUUACUUAAUUUCCCAGUCAUCAUCAAUAUUGAAGGUAAUACUUAUAUACAGUUGGACCAAAUAACAAAAUUUUAAAGGUAAUGCUAAAACUAUGCAGUUGCACUGGAUAUAAAAAAUUUAAUUUUAUUUUUUUUUUUCACUUGUCUGUGUGUUUAUAUAGUACAACAUAUUGAUGUACAGUAUGCAAAUUUUCUAGUUUACAGAUAUUCACUAUUUUGUAAUUUGCUUAUAAAUAUUAGUUUUUGAAUGUAAGCACAAACACAGUGCAUUAUCAUACCUCAAAUGUAAGGACAAAUUUUCAUACACAACUAGUUAGUCUUAAAAAAAAAAAAACCUGUUAGAUCUUCAUAGUCAUGUGAAGACUAAUUUCAAAGUUAGUACCCUAGCUAAAAAAUUAUUUGGGUUACAAACGAGUCCUUUUUAGAGGUUACAUACCGUACGUAAGUGGCAGAUGUUUCAUCAGGAGCUACUGUCAUGAACCUCUUUAUACGGGACUUGAUCAUAAUUUUAGCAACAUUCAAUUUGAUUUUCACUCAUGGCAGAUUUUUCUUAAGUGACUUUCAUGUUUGAGUGAUCAGAUGCAGACUUAGGCUGGUACUAAAUUGUUCUCACAUAAUUUCCCUUUGUAAUGUUUUAACCCUGCUUCAUGUCUGUAGUCAUGCAUUCAAGUAGCAAAGGUAUCUCUUAAAAUUUAUUCACAACUGUAUGCUGGUCCUUUGUUUUAUCAACUUUUAUUCAUUGCUGUCAUAUAACUGAGAGAGUUAGGCUUUGUAUGUAUAGUUGUGUUUGUGUAACUAUUUCUUGCUCAACUCUUCCAUGCUUUUGGUAGUUUUGUUAGGUACCAAGGCCCUUUGUUCCUGGAGGUACAGAACACCCCCAUAUUUGUGGGGAAUGUGUACAGACCUCCCCCCCCCCCAAUAGUUCAAAUCCCUGAAUAUCUUAGAACCUGCCUCUAAAAAUUCUUAUAACUGCCUAUCUUGAAAGUUCAAAUAACAAAUGUAUACCUUAAAUAACAUUCUACAUCAAAUUUACCUUAAAUUAUUACCCGAUUACUUUAUUAAUCUUUGAGAUCAUACUAUUGUCAUUUCAAAGUUAUGUUAAACAUUAGUACCCUUAAAGAUAUAUACAUAUGUACCUCUAAUAGUUCCAGCAAAACACACACACACACAGAAAGUAUAUAUUACAUUGAUUGGCUGAAAAUCAGAGAAAAUGCAAUUUUUUCCUUGGGGAUAAGUUAGGAGCUAUUUUAAUUUAACAAUAUUUUAUAAUAGGUCAUGCUCAAAACAAUUAAUAAAGAUUCUGUAAUGCUGUUGUGACUCUCCACAGGAAGUUUUGAAGAGUAAUUGAUUAACACUUUAGAAUUCAAAGUGAACUUAUGAUUAAUCAAGUGUAAUGAUUACUAUGAGCAAAAGGAGCACCACAAGUUUUAUAAACAUGAGCCUUUCUGUUUACACAACAAUGGUAAGGGGAUACGGGAGACCUGAUUUCUUUGAUGCACUGAGAGGUUGUCUGGCGAAUUCAUUAGUUGUUUGUGAUAUAUGACAUAAAUGAAAUUGAUUAAAUUAAAUAAGUUAAAAACUGUUUUUAAUAUGAUUACUAUUGCAGUAUGAAUUUCUAAAUGGUGUUUUUAUGUUAAGUCCGAGUUCAUUUUAGAGCGUGUUAGCCUAAGAACAGUGUCAACAAACCAUAUAGUAUCUCUUGAAUCUAGUCCUAUCUCAUUUUUCUCUUUUGUAAUAACUUUUUAUUUUGUGGGUUCAUACUAGCAUUAGGAAAGUGAUUUGGACUUUAGUUCGAGUAAUAUAUUACUACUUUAAUGCAACUGUAAUGGGCAUGGUACUCUCACACUGUGAAGCAACAAUACAUGGGGAGUGGUAUGUAUACAAAUAUGUCUAUUGAAGUAAACAAACUUGUCUGGAAUGAAUAUCUACCUAAACAUUUUUCUGCCUAGGGUAGCAUUUGAACCAGUAAACUAUUUCUUACAGUAAAUGUACAGUACCUUAAUGCAGACUCAACAGAUCUGAGAAACAGAAUCUACAUACAAUACAGGUAGCUUACUGACAUUUUCCUGUGUAUAUAUUUAUGUUUAUUUAUAUAAUUUUAUAUACUAUAUAUAUAUUAUUUUAUAUUUGUUUCCAUGUAUAUAUUUUUUCAUAUACGUAUUUACAUUGUGUAAUGUAUAUAUACUGUAAUUAUUGUACUGUAUACACACAUAGACAUGGACUUACAUAAUUGUGUUCCAUUCUGUCAUGGAGCUUGUGUUAUCUGAUAAGAAUGCAGUUUUUAGUUACAAUUGGCUCUAUUGGCUAAAUGUGGAAUGCUUUUCUAGUACUGCAUAUGUAUCAAUUAUGGUAAAAAUUGAGAUAAUUUUGUAGUUGAACAAACAAGGCUGUUUCCUUAAAUGAAAUAAACAUAAGAACCUUGUUUCUCACGAUAUACAGUAUUGCCACUUCAGGAAAAAUUAAACCCUUGAAUAGGAUUUUCUAAACUUAUUCAAAAUGUAAACAUUGAUUUACUAUAAAACCUGUCACUUGUAAGACAGACAACUAUUUAAGAAUUUACCAAGAUAACCUUGUUGUUAUGGUGGUGAGAGAUGGCCCUUGGAUAUGAAAUACUCUUCUCAUUCCUCUUUAUCAAUACAAAGCUUGGUCUGUGUUUGGCAUCUUCUUGGGUAUCUGCUUGUGCAUUUUCUUCAGAUUAUUUUCCUCAUUUUACCAUUGUAAGUGUUAAUGUUUUUUCACAUUUGUAUAUGUAAUCUUUUCUAAACAUAACUACAUGGUAGCUAAGAGAGGCAUUCUCUAGAUCCUAACUUAUUCAAGAUCAGAGAUCAAUUUGCUAGUGGUGAGAGUACCACAGGUUAUUUUUUUUACUGAGUUGUUAUGCUGUUACCAUCCUCCUCAAGCAGUCACUCUAUCCCUCCUAUGUAACUUGCACUCCCAUAUCUCAUCUGAGAGGAUGAGGGUCAACAGCCAUAUUGCAUUGCAAAUAACAAUUUCUGUAAUGAGUUUGGUUACUCUUUUAUUAUUAUUCUGACUUUCUUGAGACAUUCACCAAGUAAGCCAGUAACAGUAAUAAAGAUUAGCUGCAAGACAUUUUUACAUCUGCCAGUGAUCAAAGUCCUAGCUUCUAAGGUAAGAUCCCUGUACUGUUCAAUUAAUUGGACUUCUGUUUUCUUUUGUAAACAUAACUUCAUGGUAGCUAUGUGAGACAGACUCCUUUUUUAUGCCAAUCAUCUUUUCUUUUGAAAUUAAUUUUUUUUUUUCCUUUGUUCUAAAUCCUGUCUUGUUCACAGCAAGACCAGAGAUUAAUUUGACGGUCUUUACAGUACCACAUGUCAUCUGUCUCUCUGGUGGUUAUUAUGCUAUUGAGAUUUUAUUUCAUACCAAACAAUUACACAGCUGUAGGUUCCCUACGUGGAAGAUUAAAAGUCAAACUUCACAGCGGCGCUGCCAUCGCUAGUGCAGGUGACAGGGGAUCCGCCCACUUUUGGGAGUAGCAGAUAUGACUGACCAGAUGUUCACAAUUCAUUUUGGCCAUGAGCCUCUCCAAGCCUGGAGAGUAGGCUGACAAGCUGAUGGGUUCCUUUGAAAAGGGAGGUUCUUCCUUAAAAGGAAUGAAGUAGCCAAAACAGAGAACCUGAAUCACCCAUUGCUCCACUCCCCUGGUACUCCAUUCCUCUCAAAAGUGGUGCAGUCUGGCACCGACAGGAGCACAAAGGACAGACUUGCUACUGGGAUGUGGGCUUUGGCCCGGACUUCGAGGUGGGUCACAAAUUAUAUCAAGACCUGAGAAAAGUCAAGAGACGAACUUGAUGACAGUCGGAAGGGAAGGCUUGGGGCAUUUCGUUGAAUAGCCCAACAAAUCAUAGGUAGACUUCUUUAAAGAAGAAAGCACCUCUCUGUGUCCCCCAGAAAAAUUGAGUCUUGCCCAAGGGUGAGAACAUGAGCGCUGACUUCUGCAAUAGGGUCACCCCUUUAGUGGCAAAGCAACACUAUUGCUCAGGUUUCUUUAGAAUACCAAUCUCAAUCUCAAAAAGACAAGCAAUCUUGUCACCUGUUUCUAAUACAUUUAUCUGCACACGACAGGACACCAAGUCAGUCCGAAGAGAUGUCCUCUAGUAAGUUAGGGCAGUCCUCCAUCUUCUUGGCCAACACCCCAUUUGUGCAAUCUAAAAAGCUCAGAAUCUCUAAAGACUUUGUAGAUAUUCUUCACCAUGUGGUCCAGUUCGGGAGAAGAGAAGCAGACCUUUGCCGACACAAAGGCUGACCUACAAGUCACAUCAAUGAGACCAGAGAAGUCCCCUGGGAGGAGGCAGAAAUUCCCAGGGAGGGCCCUUCUCCAGUGGCUUAGAGACAAUAUCGCUUCUUGAUCAACUUCAAGGGAGGAAAGGUGAAUGUGGCUUCCCCAAGGUCUCUUGUUUGUUAGCCAUUCCUCUACGUCGGGUAAGGCUCUCUUGGCCGUAGAGGAGAGAACUAACUUUGGCAAACAAGGGUCAGAGGGCUUCUUCCACAUAAGGAAGGUAGAUGCAGGAGAACUAGAAGCUGGGACAAAAAAAAACUGGAAAGUUCUCCAACAGGUAUUUCAUCAGUUCUCCAACAGGUAUUUCAUCAGGCCUGAAUGAGCAGAUGCAGGUGAAGAGUGAAGUUCCUCCUCCUCACCAUCCAACGAAACAGAUAAGGUGCUGAUUCCCAUUCUUGACCUCUGGAGUUUUGCCUUCCAGAAGCUCAUCAAACUCUCCAAAUGUCAUUGAAGAAGAGCUAAGGCUGGUGCCCCUUAAAGCGAUGGCUGUGUCAGCAAAGUCACUGGGUUUCGACAGAAGUUGAGGUAAAAGUCGAUGGAGGAACAGCCGAGUCCAAGUAAGGAGAUGAUUGGCCUGGCGCCGACUGCCUUGAAGACACCUACACCUGUCGGGUGAGGACUUCAAUCUGCUUCUCUGGAUCUCUAAACAGACAGAGAAGAGGCAUCCCCUCCAGUUGAAUGCCUCUUUAAGGAUGAGAAGAUGAAGAUGUACACCACUGUCCCUUCCUAGAAAGCAGAGUCAACCGAAACAGCCGACAACUGAGUCCGAAAUGAAAUGCCUUUCCGGUGGCGUUCAGCUGAAUCCUGCUGGAGAACUACAGGUUCAGCGGAAGGAACAACUGCUUGUGGGCAAACCCAUCCAGUCUCCCUUGGACCUCCGGUAUAUCUUCUCCCCAAGGUGGGGGGGGGGGGGGGUGACCUUUGUCUAGGAGACUCGGAGGGACAGACAGCCACCCCCUUAGAAUUCCCUGCACUGACACUUUGCACUUUACUAAUAGUCACAGACGUCUCCAUAAAAUAUUUUACUGGGAGGCCUAACUCCAUAACUAUGUUUGCAAAAAAGCUAAACUUUUUCUCAAACCUUGAUUCCAGGCUGGCAGUGGUGUUGGAAAAGGUGUCAUGGGAAGCUGGUAAAGGAGCUGAAGGUAUGGGAGUAGGAGGGCUUAAGAUAUGAGACAUGCCAUGAAGAGAAGGAACAAUAUUUGAUGCUGCUACAGGCAAGGGAGAAGAUGAGGCUAAGCCAGCUUUAUUCUCAGCUCUAAGAGUUGCUUUUCUCUUUUUAUCUUUAAUCACUUCAAGUGAGAAGCAAAUGAUUUCCCUUGCUAUUUGCUCCAUCCUAUACAUUCAGAACAAGUGUUCUAUCUACUACACUCCUGCCCUCUACAUUUAGUGCAUUUAAAAUGCGAGUCAUAUAGUACAGGUUUAACUAACCUUGUUCUACACCCACCAAUGCAGAACCUUACUCCCAAAGGACUGAAAAGAACCAAACAAAACUAUGUUAACUCAUAGUAAAACCAAAAACACACGAAGUGAGAACUUCACCCAUACUUUGGAGACUGAUACAACCAUCCAAACAGAUAAAGAGAAAACUGUCAGCACAAACCACUAAUGUUACUCAGGAGCUAACAGAAAACUUAUUAGGAACACCUGGUCAGUCAUACCUUCUACUACUCCCGAAAGUGGGCAGAUCCCGUCACCUGCACUAGUGAUGGCAGCGUCACUGUGAAGUUUGAAUUUUGGUAUGCUGCGUAGGGAACCUACAGCUAUGCAUAAUUGUUUGGUAAGAUGCUAAAAUAAAAUGCUACUUUUUCAGACUGUUUAAUGCAAUGCUAAAAAAAUUCCCAAGAUCAAUGAAAUGUAUUGCGUCUGGUUACUCUGUUAGAACACUCUCCUCAGGCCGAACCAUUGGGGAGGUAACAAAAGUAAUACAGGUUAGUUGCACAAACCCCUUCAGUCAUCGGACAAGGAUCUUACCCUCAAAUGGUCUUCCUUUUAGCCCUUGCCUCAGCAAAGAGAAUGUAUGGAUGGUCAUACUUCAGAGAAGUGGCAGUCCUUUCUUGUUCUCUUUGGUCCUGAAAUUCAGUUUCAGACCCAAAAUUCCAAGUUUUUAAAUUUUCUUCCUUUGAGACUUCAGCUGAUUGAGAGUCAGAAGAGAUAUUCAUUGUUGUCUGUGCCCUUUAAAUGUUAUUUGAGGAAAAAGAACCUCUGCUCAGACCAGAUGGUACAGAUGAUUUUUUGUAGUACAGGAUGUUCCAAGGAUAUCCAAAAACACCAUCUCCUGGCUAAAGGAAGUAAUCUCCAGAGCUUACACUGGGAAGGUGACAAUAGUAAUAAAGGCUAGUUACAAAAGUUUUUUGCAUCUCUUUGCCACUGACCCCAAGUUCUAGCUUCUCAGGGAAGGAUUGUUGAAUCCAAAAGUAAUUAAGAGUUUUUCUUGCAGAACAGCUAGGGAGAUGUCUGGCAUCCUCUGCACAUCCUCAACAUAUGUCUUAUCAAGAACAGUGGUCCAUCUUCUGUGAUUAGUGUCGUAGUAGGUAUUACCCUCUAGUCAGUGCCUAUCUUCAAUGUGUUGCAGAGUCCUUAGUCUACCUGCAUCUAGACAAUGGCCUGUCUAUCUUGGCCAUGGAAGGGUAUUGGGCUGAGCUUGCUCAAGUAUUCUGCUUAUGUAGCAUGACCUGUACAUCUCCUCAGAAAUAGUGAUGCUCCUGAAGAGCUUCAAACAGUCAUGGCCUCUUCAAAAAACCAAGCCCACUGUACCUGACUUUGGUACUUUGAAGUGAUCAGGACAGCCCAGUACAAACUCCUUCAGUCAUCAGACAAGGAUCGUACCCUCAGAGUGGUCUUCCUUCUAGCCCUUGCCUCAGCAAAAACAAUGAGGAGUUGUUUGGAUGGUCAUAUUUCGGAGGGGUGGCAGUCUUUUCUUGUUCUCUUUAGUCCUGGAGUUCCUGUUUUACUAGUUUGGAAUGUAAGCCCUUUUCUGCUGUUAUAGUGGCAGUUAUAUGAUGGGCUAUUUAAUCAUAUGUUUACUGUGCACCUGUGUUUACAUGUAUCAAUUAUAGUCUUUACGAAUGUCAAGUGCCCAGUUGUGGAGGCUCUACCCAUAAGCUAAAAGAAUUUUUAUUAUUGGUGGCAACGUACAGUAAUUGAAGCGCCUCAGUGGCAUGGUCGGUAUAUGGUGUUGGCGUACCACCUCGGUGGUCGUGAGUUCGAUUCCCGGGCAUUCCACUGAGGAGUGAGAGAUGUGUAUUUCCGGUGAUAGAAGUUCACUUUCGACGUGGUUCGGAAGUCACGUAAAGCCGUUGGUCCCGUUGCUGAAUAGCCACCUGGUUCCAUGCAACGUAAAAACACCAUACAAACAAACAUAAAGUAAUUGUGUUUACUUGUAUGAUAAAGCAUUCUUACUUGUCUGGUUUUUAAGCUGCAACAUGCUGUUGAGAGUUGAAUUUGCAACCCUUAACAAAAACCACUUUAACCUCACUCUAUAGCAGCCAUUUGUGUGCUAUGGUGCAACCUCGAGUUAACAAAUUCUUCCAGAAAGCCUCCAACAAUUUACUGGAAGGUCCGCAGUCUUCCUUACAAAAGGCGGUCUUGUAUGCGAGGCUGAUUGUCGUCUCUCCAUAUCCAACAUGCCUAUCACCUUCAAGUUCAGCAAGGGCAAUAGUGUGUUCUGCAAUAGGUAUAGUGGAAAGGUUUUCUUUCUGUUUUACCUCUCUCCUUAUGCUAUGUAGUUCAUCAGUGUAUGAGAGAGAAACAUUUGUUAGGGUCCCUCAUCAAGGAUCGAGAGCAGGGUCCCCCAUCAAGGGUGUCACUUGAGAGGUUUCAAUAAGGGGUCCUUCCUCGUGAACUGAAUUGCAAAUUCCAUUUUAUUAAUAUUGUUUUUCUGUAACUUUGGCAAAGUAGUAAUCCCUAAAUGGGGACUCACAGUUUGACAAAUCCUUGUAUCCUGAGAAGCCUUUUCUAAGCUCUCUGUCCACCAGCUUCACCUUUCUCCCUUUUCCCUGACGUUAUUGCCAAGUUUUCAGGUUUUGGGCCGUAGAUUCCUGCCAGAUUUCUUUCUUCUUAACCAUAGUUUAUAGAUUGGACAGAAGAUAGGUACUGAAGUAUCUUUUUAAAAGCUGUGAUAGGUUACAUUCAUGUCAUCAGCUAUGUAAGAUUCCUUACAAAUAUUUGCUUGUUAUUCCUUGUGGUCCUUACCAUCCUGUCUACAGCAAUUCAAGUUUUUUUUUUUUUCUAGUAUUAAUUAGCUAUGAGAUGGUAUUUAGUUGUUCAGGAUUGGGUCUUUGCUCUUACAAAGUUGGAAUGUAUUUUUUUUUAUCUUUGACUACUUCAGUCCUAUUCAUACACAACUUAUAAAUUGAAUAAGUCAAUUUUUUGCUCAGGUAAGUACCUGGAGCCUAAUACCUGUUGUACUAUCAAAACAAGAUUAGCCAUUCUUCCUAACUAUGAGUAUUCUGACAUCUUUGAAUCAGUUGACAAUAUGACUGAAUCAAGUAUAUUACAUUCUUAUCUGAAAAUGCCAUCCAACAAUCCUUAUUUCAUGGAUACUAACCAUUACUUCCCUUCCAAUUUGGCAGGCAAAAGUAAGUUCAAGCAUGAUGCCUCACAAUGACCACAGUCGAUUUGGGGCUAUUUACAGGCGGUCCCCAGGUUACGACAGGGGUUCCGUUCUUGAGACGCGUCGUGAGCCGAAAAUCGUCGUAAGCCGGAACAUCGUCAAAAAUCCUAAGAAAACCUUACUUUUAAUGCUUUGGGUGCAUUGAAAACUAUGUAAACUGCAUUCGUAUGGCAUUUUUCAUUAAAAAAAAACCCUCAAAUAUUGAUUAUUUUGCAUUUUUGGUGUCAUAUUUCAUCUCCCAGAUGAGCGUUGUAGGCGUCGUAACCCUGGAAAUAAUGUCUAUUGACAAGCGUCGUAACCUCGGAACGUCGUAAGCCGACACUGUCGUAACCCGGGGACUACCUGUAUAGUCUCAUGCCAUUAAAAGUUCAAGUGUAAUACCUCAUAUUCAAUAACAGAAUGAGAGUUGAAGGUAUACAUCACUUGGUGUCAUCUCUAACCCUGUGGGAAAACAAUAUAAGAUUGUUUCUUGGUAAAUUCAUGGUCAGUUAUUCCUAUUCACAAAAGUAAGUUCUAGUGAGACAUUUGUAUAUAUCCGUAAAGAGAAAUUUCUUUUACAAAAUGCAAUAUUCAUUUUGUGAUGAUUUAUUUUGAUUUGUAUGUAGGAGAGUUUAAGCAGAAUGGUUGCCCAGGAAUAAUGAAUCACAGAAAUAAGAAAUGGGAGACCUUAAUGAUCUUUAGUAAAAGAAAAAAGUUAGCACAUAAAAAUUUAUUGUAAAAUUAUUCAUUAUUAACAAAAAAUGUUUUUUGUUCUGUGAGAUGAUACAUACUGAUGUUCUGACUUUAAAGUGUAAAAACAAAAAAUAUUUAUUGUUAACCGGGAAAUAUUUGUCGUUCCAAUAUGUACUUGGUAAAGGUGACUUUCAAUUUUUUCACUUAAACUUCUUUUUCACAUAAGAACUACAGUGGCAGAUGGUGUUAGCAAACACAAAAUCAAAAAGUUCAAUACUACUAUGUAAUGUGUUUAUAAAAGUUUUGUUCUGUUUAAUAUAUUAAAUAUAAAAUGAUUACUGUCAGCUUUUAUAUGGCAAAAGAAUAACAGUUGGAAACUUUGAACAAAGAAGUGUCACAGUCUAGCAACAGGUUGGGGUAUAUACUCUAUAAGUCACAGUUAAGAUUAGGUGUGGACAUGUUCUUUUAUGUGAAUAAAUUUUUUGUAAAGUCCCUUAGCUCUAAUCAUUUUCUGCUUGUAUGUAGUAGAAGGUAUAAGUGGUAAUGUAAACGGUCUUGGAUGUGUCCAUGUCAUAUACAUACAGGGAAACAUUGGAUACGAUUGGCCUUGUAUUAACUGGUUUACCAGUUUUUUUUUUUUUUUUCAUUUAUUAACUUGAUGAGGCCCUCUUAUACACUUGGCUCAUAAAGAAACACACAACCAUACCUGUAGUUACAUUGGUUCUAACAGAAUCAUUACACAGUAUUAUGUAACACUGGAGCUGUGGCUAUUGAUACGUAGUUGUGUUGGUUUGGCCAGUUGUAAAAGAAAUCUAUCAAAUAUUUUUAAAAAUCCUUUUAACCUGCCUUGGUAAAUUAAGUAUCUUUUUUUCAACAAUAUUAUGUGAAAUUUUUCCAACUUUCUAUAAAUUUAGGAAAUCAAAAAUGUUACUCAUUGCCAGUAUUUGUGUGGGAACAUUGAAAUAUACACAUCUAUGAUUUUGUUUUGUACAGCUAAUUUGAAUUAUAUAUUUUUCUUUUAUUUUAAUUACAUUUUUAUAAAAUGUUUAAACAGUUAUUUAUGAAGAAAAUAUUAUGUAAUGCUUCAAAGUUGUCUUUCCUUGAAUUUUUACCCACUUAAGAUUUAUUACUUAAGCAAGUAUACAUGAUUUUGUUUGGUAGUGCAGUAGCUGCAUUUAUAACACUAUGGAGAAAACGAAGCAUCUGGUUUAUCAGCUUUAGGUGAUAUUAUAUUCUGUGUAGUACUGUAAACUAAUACGUACACAGUCACCUAGAGUGAUGUUGUGGUAAUAUUGAUUACAAAAAGUUCCAGCAAGGUGCAAGUAAAAUUGUACUGGAGCAUCCCAGUUAUUAAGUCAUUCAAUCAUCGUAUAUCUGCUCAUUAUUUGUAACAUCUUGCAAAGUUAUAUUUUCGUAUUGUGUCCAA
This is a messenger RNA of Macrobrachium nipponense, 14210 nucleotides long. RefSeq lists its product as uncharacterized. The record is from RefSeq and is a predicted model, not a curated record. The coding region runs from base 91 to 2484 and encodes 797 amino acids. NCBI's taxonomy places the organism in Eukaryota, Metazoa, Arthropoda, Malacostraca, Decapoda, Palaemonidae. The transcript is spliced from 12 exons.